AUGCGGGUCCAUCUGGGUUUGGCCUUUGGGCUGGUGCUGCUGCUCGUGAUGAGCUCGAGGGCGUAUGAUAAUGGCGCUCCCUUUUCCAAAAUGCCCCCUUUGGGUUGGAGCUCCUGGGUGGGGCUGGGCCCCGAGGGUAGCCCGCCCGAGUUUGAUUACUGUGAUGAGCAAAGCGUCAAGGAAGCGAUUGAUGACUUUAUGAGCCUCGGUUUUUACGAUCACGGUUAUCGCCACUUUCAUCUCGACGACUGCUGGGCCGGUGGUCGCAACGCAUCCGGCUACCUUUACCCGGAGACGGAUCACUUUCCCAACGGGUUGCAACCUCUGGUCGACUAUGCCCACAGCAAGGGUUUGGCCUUUGGCGUCUACACCUGUGCUGGCACCCAAACCUGCGUCGGCAAUCGCCCGGGCUCCAAGGAUCACUGGAUGCAGGAUGCCGCCUACUUUGCCUCUGUCGGCAUUGACUGGGUCAAGAUGGACUGGUGCAACACCGAUGGCAUGGACCCAGAGACCACGUAUUCCCUGAUGGGCGCCGCCAUGAACUUUUCUGGUCGCCCCAUGCAUUUUAACCUUUGUGAAUGGGGCAAGCAAGAUCCAUGGAAAUGGGCGGGCUCCAUCGCCCAGUCCUGGCGAGCUACUGGUGAUCACGUCGGGACUUGGGAAAGCACCAAAGAGAUUAUUGGCUCCAUCCAAGAGGUCGUCGAGGCUGGCUACACCGGCGGGCCAUACGCCUGGAAUGACAUGGACAUGCUCGAGACGGGCAAUUAUAACCAAUCUGCUCACGCCAACCACAAGGAGGGAAACAUGACGGCCAUUGAGUACAAGACUGAAUUUUCCAUGUGGGCCAUCAGUGCCUCGCCGUUGGUUGUGACCACGCGCAUCAAGAGCUGUACAGCUCAACCCGUCCCCAGUGGCACCACAUGCAGCAUUCAACUCCUGGAGCAGAUUUCAAACGCAGCUUGCCAUCUCAACGCGAGCUUUGGCUGCCUAUCCAACGGUAGCAUGUGGACGAGUGACGGUUGCCGCGGCAGCUUUUCAUGCUACCAUAACAAUGUGACUUGCAACGUCGACGGUGACGGCACUCACGUUUGCUCCUGCCAACCUCAAGUGUGCAAACCGGCCCUCACCGAUCUGCAACGUGAAAUCCUUUUCAAUGACGAGGUCAUCGCCAUUAAUCAAGACGUGACGCCCCAGGGAAAGACGGUGCACGCCGGCGAUGAUACCGUCUGGUCGCGCAAGCUCAGCGACAAUUCGGUGGCCGUUGCUCUUUACAACUCGGAUGAUAAUGACAAGUCGAUCGGCUUCCAGCUCAAAGACAUUGGCUUUGACUCUGGCGUCAAAGUGGCAGUGCGCGACCUUUGGGCUCACUCGGACAACGGCACGAUCACCGAUGCCUUUGACCCGGUCACAGUGCUGCCUCAUCAAACCAUUGUCUUGCGGCUCACCGAGGCCAAGUAG
Molecule: messenger RNA, 1458 nt
Organism: Monosiga brevicollis MX1
Lineage: Eukaryota; Choanoflagellata; Craspedida; Salpingoecidae
Exons: 7
Coding region: 1-1458 (485 amino acids)
Biological process (GO): carbohydrate metabolic process
Molecular function (GO): hydrolase activity, hydrolyzing O-glycosyl compounds
Source: RefSeq, a predicted model, not a curated record